Manacus vitellinus (golden-collared manakin) is the source of this 3072-nucleotide messenger RNA. It is a transcript of the gene MTMR1, whose product is annotated as myotubularin related protein 1. The transcript has 17 exons. Gene Ontology annotation, biological process: phosphatidylinositol dephosphorylation. Lineage: Eukaryota; Metazoa; Chordata; Aves; Passeriformes; Pipridae. Bases 270 to 1985 code for a protein of 571 amino acids. Gene Ontology annotation, molecular function: phosphatidylinositol-3,5-bisphosphate 3-phosphatase activity. The record is from RefSeq and is a predicted model, not a curated record.
GGGCGCGGCGGCGGCGGGGCGCGGGUCGCGGGCAGCCCAGCACCGAGACCCUGGACAGCCCGACUGGAUCCCACGUGGAAUGGUGUAAACAGCUGAUAGCUGCGACCAUUUCGAGUCAGAUUUCAGGGUCUGUCCCAUCAGAAGGUGUGUCCAGAGACUACAGGGUGUACAGGAGGCCGGUUAUACGGGAGAUUCAGGAUGGACACAAUGGCUAUCAUUCUGAAGCAGAACCUGAUCAGGCACUGCGGGAUGGAAACAAACUGGCACAGAUGGAAGAGGCUCCACUUUUUCCUGGAGAAUCAAUCAAAGUUAUCGCUAAGGACGUUAUGUACAUCUGUCCAUUCAUGGGAGCAGUCAGUGGGACACUCACAGUGACGGACUUCAGAAUGUUUAUCAAAAGUGUUGAGAGGGAUCCACCUUUUGUUGUCGAUGUUCCCCUCGGAGUCAUAAGUAGGGUUGAAAAAAUUGGAGUACAGAGCCAUGGAGAAUACUCGUGUGGUAUAGAAAUAGUUUGCAAGGAUAUGAGAAAUUUGCGGCUGGCCUGUAAACAGGAAGAGCAGAACAGAUUGGAGAUCUUUGAGAACAUUGUAACACGAGCAUUUCCUGUUUCUAACGGGCUGCCUCUUUUUGCAUUCAGCUAUAAAGAAAAGUUUGCUGUUAAUGGCUGGAAAGUGUAUGAUCCAAUGGCAGAAUAUAAGAGGCAGGGAUUGCCCAAUGAGAGUUGGAAAAUAUCCAAAAUUAACAGCACCUAUGAGCUUUGUGAUACAUAUCCUGCUGUUCUUGUUGUGCCAACCAGUGUAAAGGACGAUGACCUCUCAAAAGUGGCAGCAUUUAGAGCAAAAGGCAGAGUUCCAGUGUUAUCCUGGAUUCAUCCUGAGAGCCAAGCAACAAUAACACGAUGCAGUCAGCCAUCAGUAGGCCCAAAUGAUAAGCGCUGCAAAGAAGAUGAAAAAUACUUGCAGACAAUAAUGGAUGCCAAUGCUCAGUCUCAUAAACUUAUCAUCUUUGAUGCCAGACAGAACAGUGUUGCAGAUACAAACAAGGCAAAAGGCGGAGGAUACGAAAGUGAAAGUGCCUACCCAAAUGCAGAGCUGGUCUUCCUGGAAAUUCACAAUAUCCAUGUAAUGAGAGAAUCCCUGCGGAAACUUAAAGAAAUCGUUUAUCCUACCAUUGAUGACACUCGGUGGUUAUCAAACCUGGACUCCACACAUUGGCUGGAAUAUAUAAGGAUGCUUCUUGCCGGAGCAGUGAGAAUUGCAGAUAAAAUCGAAUCUGGUAAAACCUCUGUGGUGGUUCACUGCAGCGACGGCUGGGACCGAACUGCACAGCUCACUGCACUGGCCAUGCUAAUGCUGGACAGCUACUACAGAACCAUCAAGGGGUUUGAAGUUCUUGUAGAGAAAGAAUGGAUAAGUUUUGGACACCGAUUUGCAAUGCGAGUAGGACACGGAGAUGAUGAUCAUGCAGAUGCUGACAGAUCUCCGAUUUUCCUUCAGUUCAUUGACUGUGUUUGGCAGAUGACAAAGCAGUUUCCUGCAGCCUUUGAAUUCAACGAGUUAUUUUUGAUCACCAUUCUGGAUCACCUUUACAGUUGUCUCUUUGGUACUUUCUUAUGCAACUGUGAAAAAGAGAGAUUAAAAGAGGAGGUGAGCACUAAGACUGUGUCACUGUGGUCCUACAUAAACAGCCAGUUAGAGGAGUUCACAAACCCUUUCUAUGUGAACUAUGAAAACCACGUCCUGUAUCCUGUUGCCAGCCUGAACCAUUUGGAACUGUGGGUGAACUACUACGUCAGGUGGAACCCGAGGAUGCGGCCUCAGGUUCCAAUCCACCAAAAUCUGAAAGAGCUCCUGGCCAUCCGGGCAGAGCUUCAGAAGAAGGUUGAAGAUUUGCAGCGGGAAGCUGCUACACGUUCCAUUUCUUCCUCCUCUGACAGAGGUUCAUCUCCCUCCCAUUCUGCCACGCCAGUGCACACCUCUGUGUGAUGUGGAACAAAAGCCAUGUGAAAAAAAGCAGCAUCAGGUAAUACAGAGAGGAGGGUGAAAUGCUUUUCCCAUCACAAAAGGAUUGUGAGUGACUUGUAAUUGCUAUGAUCUACAUGCCUUAUUCUGUGUCUGAUAUUAUCACAAUGAGGCCAAAAAGAGCUUCAAUAGAUGUGAUGUAUUUUCUUGUUGGCAGUUCCCACAUGUGUUUUGACAUUCUAGCUAAAUCACCAAUUGUGAAAUUAAACUUUGUUUUGAGCAACUAACAAUUUAACCAUCCUAAAAAGGAAUCCAUCUGCCAAGCAGACAGAAAAAUGCCUCUCACACUGCGUAGGGUACCAUGCCUGGUUGAGAGAAUCAGAUGAAACGCCACAUGAUGCUUACACAGAACGUUUUUCUGAAUGGGAGCUCCUUAUUUCACUCAGUAAUAUAUAUAUAUUUUUUUUUGCUAGAGCGAUUUAUUUUUUUUAGGGUGAUGCACUUGGAAAUUGAUUUUAAAAUAAAUGUUUUCCAGUGUAGUCAGUUUUACAUUUUGACUAAAUAUGCCAUUAAAAGUGGAUGCAGUUAAGCUGGAUUUAUCGAGUACACCACACUGACUUGUAUGAUGUAAUAUAUUUGGUAAAGCAUGUAUUUUAGGUUUUUUAAUGCCUUUUGUACAAGUUGAAAUAAAGUCUUUUGACUGUUUAGCUUAUUGUUCAGUUUCAGCCUCCUGGGCGAGGGGUAAACUUACUCAUGUCAAGGUCUUGUACAAAGUAAAAGUUUGUUUUCUAGCAAAUGGUAAUAUUUGGGGUUGGAAUGACACCCAGCUGUGUAAAUUGUAUAGUCUGUAUAGCUCCACAUUGUUAAGUGUGUUUUGUUUCAGAGUGUACACACGAAACGCAAAGCUGUGUGCAUUUAUGCCCAUGUGUAUGUGAUGUUAAACAUAUGCAUCCUCCCGUGGGUUUAAGCUGUGUGUUCAGAAAAUGGAUCCUGCCUGUCCAAAAUCUUUUGAGGACCUUAACUUGCAAUGACUUUGUUUGACAAAGUUUUUGAGUAAUAUGAUAAUAAUUGGUUUUCUUGAAAUAAAGCCUCUUGGCUUUUUGUUUUUUAA